UUGUCUGCUGUUAGCAACAUGGCCGCCUACAGGAUACCUAUCGUGGUUAUUAUAGGUGCUACUGGAACUGGAAAGUCCAAACUUGCGAUUGAAAUAGCAAAAUACUUUGGAGGCGAAAUAAUAAGUGCAGAUUCAAUGCAAAUUUAUAAAGGACUGGACAUAAUUACAAACAAGGUGACAGAGGAGGAGCAGGCAGAGUGUCCACAUCACAUGAUCAGCUACCUCGAGGCUGAUCGUAAACAUUACAAUGUUGUAGACUUCAGAGACAAAGCACUGCCUAUAAUUCAGGGAUUACUUCACAAGAAGAAGCUACCUGUUAUUGUUGGGGGCACUAAUUACUACAUCGAAAGUCUUUUGUGGGAUUUUCUUGUCACAAAAUUUGAUGACGACAAUAGCCCGGUGUCUAAACUUGACCUGACGUCACGUGUAGCUGCCACUCUACAGACGACACCAUCAACUGUGGGGUCCAGUGGUGACCAGACAGUGGCACAGAACACUGGCCAGGACCUGGGUGAUGAAACACUUGACAACAGCUGUGAUCAAAGCACUUCAGUGGACUCUACUUGCGGGUCAUCCUUACCUGAGGAUUCUAUUUCUGGGUCUUCUCUACAUGAGUCUAGUGUCAGCCCCGCAGAUGUGCCCAGUGGCCCCACUAACGUGUCACCCCAGGACUAUUCCCCAACAACCAAACCCCUGGAGGAUUAUAAGCACGACUCUGAAGGGUUGAUUGCCUGCCUACAUGGGAUGAGUAUAGAGGAGUUGUACAAGAAACUUCAGCAAGUCGACCCAGUCACAGCAGCCAGACUUCACCCUAGGAACAAGCGGAAAGUGGUAAGGGCUCUUCAUGUGUACUACCAAACUGGGCGCACAAUGUCGGCCAUCUUGAAGGAGCAGCACGCUGGUCAAGAGAACGUCAAGAGUGGACCUCUGCGUUACCCUGACCCCUGCAUUAUCUGGGUCAAGUGCGCUCAACCAGAACUGAACCUGAGGCUAGACAACCGUGUGGACGAUAUGAUCAGCAGGGGACUGAUCCAAGAACUGGAGACUUUUGAGCAGGAGGUCAAGAGGUUAGAGGAGCAGGACAAGCACAGGGACACAGGCCACGAGUACAGCCACGGUAUACUGCAGAUGAUUGGCUUCAAGGAGUUUGACCAAUACCUACACCAGUCACCCCAGGAGAGGGCUACUGAACAGGGGAGAAAACUUUUUCAACAAGGAGUUGUUGAUUUAAAACUGACCACAAGGCGUUAUGCCAGACAACAGAUCAAGUGGAUCAAGAACAGAUUCUGUGGACGUCCUGGUCCUAACGUCCCACCUGUUUACUCAGUGGAUACCACAGAUUUAAGCCAGUGGAACACCAUAGUACAGCAAGCAAAAGAAGUUGUCCAUUCUUUCUGUCUGGGCCAGCCACCUGAACAACAGCCUGAACCUGUCCUUACUAACGUCAAUCAACUAGCCCCCAACAUUUGUGAUCUCUGUGGUGGGAUGCAGUUCUUCUAUCAGAAAGAAUGGACAGACCACCUACAAGGCAGGAAGCAUCGCCACCAUCUCAAACUGAGACGACAGAGAGAGAAACUGACAAACACGCUGGAUGCACAUGCACAAAAUUUGAGACACCUCGAGGCUGCUUGUAAACAGAAAACUAAUAAUACAAAUGAUUAAUAAACUUGGAUAAA
Physella acuta is the source of this 1676-nucleotide messenger RNA. Its product is annotated as tRNA dimethylallyltransferase. Gene Ontology annotation, molecular function: tRNA dimethylallyltransferase activity. Gene Ontology annotation, cellular component: mitochondrion. The record is from RefSeq and is a predicted model, not a curated record. Lineage: Eukaryota; Metazoa; Mollusca; Gastropoda; Physidae. Gene Ontology annotation, biological process: tRNA modification.